UCGAGCUGUGAGGGUCUUGACGUACCGCGCGCGUUUGAUUUAGUCGCGGAUUGCAUUCGUUCGACGUGCCCACGCAUGACCGCGCGCUCGCGCGAGCACACGUCGGCAGAUCGUCGAUCGUGUUCCCUCGCGGCAAAUCCGAUCGCGAUCUCGACCCGAAUGUAGUGAACGAUUAAUCGACCGAUCGGUCGGAGGUAGGGACCCCGUCGGUAAGGCAGAGCCGAGCCGGGCAGCAGGUGCCCUCGCGGACUCUCCUGGAUCGGCAUUUAUCCGACAUUCGUCGCUGUAAAAAUCUGAAACCGCCGAAAGGAAACUCUCGCCGUGGCAAAAUGCGCGACGUAACUCCGUAACAGGGUAACGAGGCACUUUUUAAGAAAAUCUUUAACGCGAAUGCCAACUUCGCUCCCAUUUGCGAGAGCCUCCCCCUCUUAAACGACUACCGGUCAAGUGAUAGUUGAAGUUCAAACGAUUCGAAACCGCUAUUAAAAAGAAUCCCCCGAGAGUCGUUUACCCGUUGAAUAACGUGUUCAAUCCGCAGAGGUGAAAUUUUCACGUUUUCGGUGCAACACCUCUGGGAAGGGUUAAAUCGAGGAACGAGGAGGAACAGGACGAGCGGACAAGUGGCAAGGUCCCCUUGGCGCGACCGGAACGCAGUUUCCGAAAUAAACCGGAAGGGGAACCGGGGAUUGUCUUAAGCAAGGAGUAGGAGUCAGGAGUGGAGCGGGAGGUUCGAUGAGUUUUUAAAUUUUAAAUUACGUCCGCAGCCGUUGAUCGGGGAGUCGAGAAGAGAAUUUCGGACCCUUUCCGAGAGAAAGAGAGAAAAGCCGGAUUUCCAGCUAGCGACUUCGAGAGAACGGAGGCCUCGAUCGAUCGCCGAUACGGAGUCCCCGUAAAUCGCCGAGAGCGGCCCGAGAAGAGUCUUCGACGUCGAGCUUUCGCCGGGUGAAGAUCAAUAGCAUUAUCGCUCGGGGCGCGGGAAUUCUCUCGCGUUCUCGGCACACUCCGAGACGCGGGAAUACUCGCGAUAAGAGCCCGUGGGUUGCCCCUCCUCGAGGGAGGGCCCACGCAAACGAGACCCGGACUGUACUUCCGUGCUUGUUUCCCAGCACCGGGUCGGGAGAACAAGCAACGUUCACCUUGAGACUCCUGAAGAGGCGAUUCCGUUUAUUCGCCGCCCGUCCCCUUCUGGAUGCCUCGCUUCCACCGCCACUCGAAGACUGCCCGAGAACUCUCGCUGCCAAAAUAAAAUUAAACCCGGUUCAAUGGAUCCCUGGUCGACGUUCCGAGGAACGCUUUAGAGCCAUCGGGAGAAUUCCCCGAGAAGUCUGGACGUGAGAAGAGGACUUUCGGUUUUUCGGUCCGAAGUCCGGAGAACCGCCGACUUCCUCUACGCAGACCACUCCGAGCUUCGAUUUAGACUCAGCGAACGAGGAAACGUAAACGGAAGGAUUCUCCAUGCCCAUUGGAGAGAUCCGUAGAUUUAGAGAGUACCCUAGAGCCGAGAGACGUCGGUAGAGGUGUUUGGACACCUUUAAGAUCGCUCCGAAAUUGCUCUAAUUCCAUGCCAAGGGCGGCAUGAUGCGGAAGGAACGGGGCUGAUGCGGGGAGAAUUAUGUGGCCCCGAGGUGUAUCCACGCGAUGAUUCUCCUCCCAUCGUAUUCCCCUUUGCGUAUGUCCAUUCUAAAGCUGACUUUUUGGACCUGCCAAACUCGUCAGCGCCUUUGGGCAGCUAUCGUUGGUUAAUCCAUAACUUCGCUGGGAGUGCCAACCGCGGGAACGACUUCGGAGCACCUUAAAUCCCUCGACUUUCGUUUUAGAGUAUCUUGUCCAAUCCGAGAGUGGAGGGUUUUUAGCCGAAGGGGAGCUUGAGAAUCGAGGUGUCUGGUCUAACUGGGAAAAUGAACAUGGCGGAAGGUCGUAUGGCCGGGUAGGGACGGAGUAAGUUGUUCACAAGGGGUUGCGACAAGACGAAAGCUGGGCGAAUGUAUCUCGAAGAGGGUUGCCAUGCAAUCGUCGCCGGCCUUGACAUGGGGUAGGUGAUCGUUCGGUGUUUCGAUGAUGAGGAGAAAACCGCGAGACUGAAUCCCGAGGAUGGAUUGGCCAUCUCGAUCCGGAUAGCCUGAAGGGGACAGUCAGCCUUUCCGGCGAAUCGUGUUGCCUGGAUAAUCUCUGUUAUACGCGGCAUCUCUUGGGAGUCCAUCCUUGGAGUACACAUAUCCCGCAAAUCUGUACAGUAGAAAGAGGACGGAGUCGAGGGAAGAGAAGAAAGGCCCUAAUUUGUAUAGCAAGGCCAAAAACCGAGUCUCCAGGUUGUAGAAAUUUGUACAUUGGACGGAAUUUCCGAAGAGACGGGAGUGAAAUUCUAAAAAUCUUUCCGAGUUCUUAACGUACAAGGAGAAGUAUCGGGGAGAAGGAGAGGAUAAAAGAAUACCGGGAAGGAUUUGUAUCCACGUUGCUGGAAGCUGAGAGCCGGAAGAGCCAAGUGGAAAAUCGUUGCGGCGGAAAAGAAAAUCCGAAGGAAAAAACUAAGAAGGGGACAUGCCAACCAUUUGUAGAUUAUAAGAUAGGUCGAGAAAGCGUGCCGGGGUGGAGUACAAGGACGAAAUGGAGAAGGAUAUCCCAAUUUAUACCGUAGGAGGGAAUAUCACGGUGGAGGAGAUAUCGCCAGAGUGAUUCUGCCCGAUAAAUUGAUCGCCCUUUCAAACGGACCAACUCUGCCGUAUACAUGUACACGUAUACAUAAAGGUUCACGUAUAUCCCUUUGGCCAUAUCACCGAAAGAGGAACCGCUAUAUCGCCCUAAGCAUAUCGCGUGGAUAUCGACGCAGCCGAGAACCGGCGGACGUGUACAAUAUAUACAUAGAAUAGAAGAUUUAAGACCGCGAAUGAUAUUUGCGAGGCGAACGCACUCGCGCGAGUCAUACGCGAGUACGCGAGCGCGCGCUGUAUUCCUGUAAAGAGAGACUCGGUACCCUACAAGCCAUUACUCUCGCGCGGCGAAAACCAUUACUCUUGGCGCGCUUUAUUCUUCUAAGGGGAAUAAAUAUAUCAACGCGUUAUUCCGCCGCGGCAGGACGAGCACGUAAACGUCUCGCGACGAGAAGAAACGCACACCGGGGCGCGUUGUUUUCCUUCAAAGGGAAUAAAUACCCUGAUUUAAUAUUCCCGCAAAGAGAGGAGGCGCGGCCGCAUUCCUGUAAAGAGAGAUAGUUAACGUCAACCUUAUUUUUCACAAAGGGGAAACGACCCCGUGGUAUUCUUUUAAAAGGGAAUAAGUGCGCCGACGUCGUUUUCUCCGCGCAAAGAGAGCUCUGGCACGUUGCCUCGCUCACAGGGGGAACAACCGGUGGAGUCGCCGCCUCUGACAGAAGAUCGCCGAAACGAAUUCGAUUCGACCUGGCCGAACUCGCUCGAAGAAAGCGAACGAGUCAAGCCUUUCCUCGCAUGUCCUCCUAGCUCGAGGAGCGUCGAAUUGCUCCUUGAGUCGAGGCAAUCGCGAUUACCCGGGAGACGUCUGGACAGUUGUCGAGGAACAACAAUUGGCAUCGCGACGAAUGCUCGGCCUGUUGUCGAGGAGUCGCUAUUAGAUUUCGAGGAGACGUCGAAUCAAUAAGUGCUGAGCACAGAUCGGAGUCGAGAAGAAACUGAAAGAAUCGCGAUUAUCGGGGCAUUGUUGAGCUAAUCGUCAGGGAGCAACAAUUGUCAUCAAAACGAAAAUCGAACUGAUUUUUGAGGUGUAACGAUUAGCAUUCUAAAAAAUCUCGAGAAAGUACAAGAAGUCAAUAAGUGCUGAGCGUAGAUUGGAAUCGAGAAGAAACUGAAAGAAUCGCGAUUAUCGGGGCAUUGUUGAGCUAAUCGUCAGGGAGCGACAAUUGUCAACAAAACAAAAAUCGAACUGAUUGUUGAGGUGUAACGAUUAGAAUUCAAAAAGAUCCCGAGAAAGUAGAAGAAUUGGGAUUGUCAUGGUAACAUUGAGCUAGUCGUCGAAAAGCGACAAUUGUUAUUAAAACGGACGUCAAACUGAUUGUCGAGGAGCAACAAUUAGAAGUCGAGGAGACGUUGAGUCAACAAUUGUUGCGCGCAAAUCGUAGUCGAGAAGAAAGUACAAUAAUCGUGAUUGUCAGGGCGACGUUGCUAAUCAUCGUGGAGCGACAAUUGUUAUCGAGACAAACGUCAAACUGAUUGUUAAGGUGUGACAAUUAGAAUUCGAGAAGACGUCGAUGAAAACGCAAGAAUCGCGACUGCCUGGGAAACGUUAAGCCAAUCGUCGAGAAGUCAUCGUCAUCGUGACAAACGUCAAGUUGGCUAUUGACGAUUAUCGAUAAUCGCGAGGACAAAAAUUACGAUUACGGAAGAAACUGGUUGCUAGGAAGUAACGGUUGACAUUCUGGUAAACUUCGGACUGGGCGUUGACGAGUCGCAAUCUUGAGAACAAUAGUAGAACAGAAAUUGCGACUGAGAGAAAUGCCGAGCGGAUAAUCGAAGGACGACAAUUGCCAGCGCAAUAAACGUUCAACUGGUUAUCGGAGGACAAUAAUUGUCAGCCUGAUCGAAUAUCAGGCUGGUCACCGACAAAUUUUAAUAAUAACUGAGAAGACCUCGAUCUAAUUACUCUUGAGCGCACGUAUACGGGAAAUCUUGAUGCGCCUGUGAGAGAAACGUCGGGCUCAUUAUUGAAGAGUAACGAUUAUCGAAACAUUGAAAGGAUUAUUACUCAGCGGGAACCGUAAUCGCGGGGAAAGUUCGAACGAUCGGCGAGGAGCAAGAAUUGCGAGAGUGCCGCAAAAAAUAAAGCCGAUUACAGAGGAGCAGGAAUUGAGAUUUCGAGGAGCCAAGACGCGGAUGACGAUUUCGAGAAUGUGACUUCAUUCGACCCUCUGCUCGGCUAAGUCCGGCAAAAUUAAGCGAGGUCGAAGGAGAAAUCAACCACCGAGGAAGUAGCGGUCAGGAUGGGUUGUGGUCAGAGCAAGAUCGGCAAUAUUUAUCCAAAAAACAAGAAAAACAAGAACGGCUCGAAAAAAAAUGGCUCUGCGUCCAUUGAGCAGAAAAAUGGAAACGGCAACUCGAAAGGCAACAAGACCAACAACAAUGGCCCCGACGUCAACAGGAACGAGGAACAAAACGGCCCGGUCGAUGUCAAAGCUCAGUCCAAGAAGAAACCCGCUGCUCCUGGAAGCGGACCUCUGCUUCAACAGGCAGAGAUAUCGUCCAGCCAGUUGGACUUCUUCAGGAUGCUCGACGAGAAGAUCGAAAACGGACCCGACUACGAUGAGAGCCUGGACGCGGCAGCAACGGCAGAGCGAGUAUCGAGCCUGCUUCGUCGUUGGGAACUCGCCAGCGUGACCUGGUCCAGCGUGUCCGACCUGAACAACUCUUCCUCGGACCUGAAGACUCGUACAUUCGGUCUGAGCACGUCCCGACAGAGCCUGAGCGCGAAGGACCGCGAAGGGAUGCGCAACAUCAUCGGGGGCCGUCCAGAGAGCGCCCCGGUGUUCGUGCGAAACGCAAACCGCAUGGACGGCCUCCAGGAGACGCACUGUCCGUCCCCGAACAUGCCUCGCCACGUUCUGGAGUCCAUCACCCAAAGUCCGACCCAGAGCCUGAAGAACACUCCGCCGUCGGCGUCACCGACGAGCCUGCGCUACCAAGACUACAACAAGGAGUACAACGCGAACCAGAUGCCGAUAAAGAUCACGAAGGCUGGCUACCAGGGCCAGAACCAGGUCAAUGGAGAGUACGUGACCCAGCAGGCCCUGUAUCGGGAGCAGUACCUCCAGCAGACCGGCAUCAUCACGGUCCCCUCGCAAUACUCCGCCGGCUCUCCCGGCGGGAACGUCCUCAAAAACAGCCCCUACGUUCAGCAGUUUCAGAUUGCCAGUCCUCAGCACUUCCCGACCCCCAGGAAGCGAGGAUUCAACGCCCAGAUGACGUGACCGGGACCGCCGCGGACGACGAGAUAAGACUGAAAUCGAUGAAGAGCGUCGCCGAGGAUCGCCGAGGCCGGUGGAGGGCUCGUCCCCGACGAGCCUGGGGAUGAUCGCGAGAGACGCUCUCGGCGGGAUCCACCGACUCGUCCUGGUGCCGGGACGAGGCUCGGGAUGGAUCGACGGGGAUUCGUAGGACCCAACCAGGAGAGGGACGUCGUGUACCUGAUCGAACGCGCUCUCGUUGUCCCGGAGAGUCGGCGACGAGGAGGAGGUUCUCUCGCGAGAGGAGAUGACGAGGCACGAGGGCGUAGGCCUAACUCGCGAAGGCUGGUACCUAAUUUAGACUGCACCCCGAAGCAUCGGCUGCGUUUAUAUGUUGUCUAGGAUAAGAAUUCUAUUCGCUAAUAAGUGCCAAAGUGCUCGGCGAUCGUAGUCGUCGUGUUCGGAGUCCGUUCCGGAAUGAGCGGAACGGCCCUCCUGUAAUCGUGCGUAAAAUAUGGAUGAAACGCGGAUAUUUCGGUGUAUGUUUAGCUGAAUCGAGGGUGUACACAUAUUUCGGCUAGUUCUCUCUUUUUUUCCCUUUUUUUUUUACGUAAGAAGGAUCGUACCUUUCGUCGACGGAAAGCAGAAUCGCAACGAGGCAUGCCGAACGUAGAUUUUUGUAUAAAUGUGGUAGAGGAGAGAGGACGCGCGAAAGAGAUUAUUGGGGAAACAUACGAACACGUGUAAAGGAGAUUGCUCGAGUCCUAAUUAUGUACGAUGCGUAUAGGCCGCUGUAUGUACUAUGGAUAUAUUAACUUAACGUGAUGACUGUAUAUUUCUAUGUUGACCAUGUUUAAAAUGCUAUCGAUAUGAUAUAUAGUUGAUGAUGAGAGUUUUAUAUUUCAUGUUGAACGCGCUCUACAGAACACUUGGAUUUUCGGACUCGCUGAAUUACCCUACCCAAACUGUGGCUGUAUGUUCUGUUGAACUGUGUUUUUUGAUAAAUAAAUUCAGAAUUUCUCCCUACA
Molecule: messenger RNA, 6936 nt
Organism: Orussus abietinus
Lineage: Eukaryota; Metazoa; Arthropoda; Insecta; Hymenoptera; Orussidae
Gene: tow
Exons: 4
Coding region: 4949-5932 (327 amino acids)
Source: RefSeq, a predicted model, not a curated record